AUGCUUUCGAUUGUUAACCCAAGAUUUAGAUUAUCCCCACUCUCAAAACCUGAACGUUAUUUAAAACGAUUGCACCCAAUUUUAAAAAGAUCCAUACAUAAACCCCCUUCAUACUUUUCAUAUUCGUCAAGCGAUUCUACACCCAAUGCACCCCAUAUACACACUGGCGCCGGUAAUGCUAAUAACAAUGUUAGAAAGCCGUUUUUAGAAUUUGCCAUGGUUAUAUCUGUCGUGGCAUUAUCAUUUUUUGCUAUAGAUAAUUAUCGUUCAAGGUUACAGUUAGAAGCAAAAUUGCAAAACUUGAUAUUUGAACAAACGAAACAACAUGAACUUUACACUAAACAAGUUAACGGGUUUAGAAGGAAAAGGGAAUUACAAAUUUUAAAUGAAAGAAAGUCAAUACAGAUUAGGGAGAUGAAAAUGGCAUUGCACAUUGCACUAUUGAGAAAGCAACUAAUUGAAAAUGGAAUAACUGAUCCGAUUAGCAUAGAUGAAGUUUUAAAAGAAUAUGGGGACAAAGUUAUGAUGGAGAAUAGUAUCAGUAAUAUAAGCGGCACUCAUUUAUGGUUAAAUGGUGAUGAGCAGAUGUUGAAAAAAUAUUUACCAAAUGUUAGGGAAUAUGAUUUAAAGGAUAUCAAUAAUAAUACCAGUAAUAUUAGUACAAAGAAUUAG
Molecule: messenger RNA, 672 nt
Organism: Saccharomycodes ludwigii
Lineage: Eukaryota; Fungi; Ascomycota; Saccharomycetes; Saccharomycodales; Saccharomycodaceae
Exons: 1
Coding region: 1-672 (223 amino acids)
Source: RefSeq, a predicted model, not a curated record